Messenger RNA from Acanthochromis polyacanthus (spiny chromis), 1895 nucleotides. RefSeq names its product cleavage stimulation factor, 3' pre-RNA, subunit 2 (gene cstf2). Gene Ontology annotation, cellular component: mRNA cleavage and polyadenylation specificity factor complex. The transcript has 14 exons. The record is from RefSeq and is a predicted model, not a curated record. Bases 42 to 1589 code for a protein of 515 amino acids. Gene Ontology annotation, molecular function: mRNA binding. Lineage: Eukaryota; Metazoa; Chordata; Actinopteri; Pomacentridae. Gene Ontology annotation, biological process: mRNA 3'-end processing.
UCUUCUAAUUUCCUGGUGUCGCAUUCAUUUCUCUCCCCAAAAUGGCGAACGUUGCUGCUGCUGCCGCCGCCGCUGCUGCAGCCGCAGCUGCUGCCGCGAGUAGAGAUCCAGCCGUUGAUCGGUCGCUACGAUCAGUGUUCGUGGGAAACAUUCCGUAUGAAGCCACAGAAGAACAGCUGAAAGACAUCUUUUCUGAAGUUGGACUUGUUGUCAGCUUCAGGUUAGUAUAUGACAGGGAGACUGGAAAGCCAAAAGGAUAUGGUUUCUGUGAAUAUCAAGACCAGGAAACGGCCCUCAGUGCCAUGCGGAACCUGAAUGGGAGAGAGUUCAGUGGUCGGGCUCUCCGUGUUGACAACGCAGCCAGUGAGAAAAACAAGGAAGAGCUCAAAAGUUUGGGAACAGGAGCCCCCAUUAUUGAAUCUCCUUAUGGAGAUACUGUCCAACCAGAAGAGGCCCCAGAGUCCAUCAGCAGAGCCGUGGCCAGUCUGCCACCAGAGCAGAUGUUUGAACUUAUGAAACAGAUGAAGCUGUGUGUGCAAAACAGUCCCCAGGAGGCAAGGAACAUGCUGCUGCAGAACCCUCAGCUGGCCUAUGCUCUGUUACAGGCCCAAGUGGUCAUGCGGAUUGUCGACCCUGAGAUCGCUUUGAAAAUGCUCCAUCGCCAAACUGCAGUCCAGCCUCUGGUUUCCAGUGGACAGGGUGCAGGAGCACCACCAGUCAAUCCUCCUGCUGCACAGCCCAGUGCACCAGUGUCUCAGCCACAACCUGUGCCUGGAAUGCAUGUCAAUGGAGCACCACAGAUGAUGCAGCCCCCAGCUAUGGGUGUUGUCCCUGGACCGAUGCCUGGACCUGGACCUGGACCUGGAGCAGGACCUGUUGGACCUCCAGGCUCAGGAAACCUUCAGCAUUCUCCCACAGGAUCGUCUGGUCAAGCUGCUAUCGAGCGGCCUCAAGGACCAGGCGGUAUCCCCCCCAGAGGCCUGCUGGGAGACGGUCCCAAUGAUCCCAGAGGAGGGACUCUGCUGUCUGUCACCGGAGAGGUCAUAGAUCCCAACCGGGGCUACAUGGGAGCUCCACCACCACACCAAGCUCCACCUGUACACAUGUCCCAGAUGGCCAGCGGACCCCCUCCGGACAUGAGAGGGCCUGCGAUGGACAUGAGAGGCCCGCCCAUGGGUGAAGCACGAAACAUGAUGGGUGACCCCAGAGGGCCCCCGAUGAUGGAGCAGCGGGGCCCGCCUAUUGAAACCAGAGGCCGUGACCCGAGGGCGAUGGACACCCGUGGACCAGUGGCGGGUCAGAGGGUUCCCAUAGCAGCAGGAAUGCCAGGCCCUGUCCCGCAUAGCAUGGGUCCAAACGCCCCUCCACCUGCAAGACCGGGUCCUGGUAUUUCUGGUGUUCCCCCUUCAGGAGGAGGCUUCAGUCCAGGUCAGAGUCAGGUCUCCACACAGGAUCAGGAGAAGGCCGCCCUGAUCAUGCAGGUCCUACAGCUGACCCCAGAACAGAUCGCCAUGUUACCCCCGGAGCAGCGGCAGAGCAUCCUCAUCCUCAAAGAGCAGAUUCAGAAGACUGCCAGCGGUGCCCCUUGAUAGUCUGACAGAAAUCUAAACAGCAGAGGACUUGCAGUCUGCCCCUCCCUGACUCAGCUGCUUGGACAAGUCUGAAGACGUCUCAUCGUAGUUCAGAAUAUUGUAUAGUUUUUUCCCCCCCAUAUUGUGUUUUGUACGAGAGCCUAAGGUGGGUAAAAGUGGAUUCAAAACUAGGUGAAACUUUUGUUAGGAUGAUGUGAAGGCGUAGCAAAAAUGGCGUGAGGUUUCAUGUUUUUCCUCCAAACCAAAUGCUGUCAUGUCGUAGCUCUGGAAACCGGUUUUGUCAAUAAAACAAGAAUACCUUGA